AUGGUGGGAAAAGAACAAAUACAGGAAUUACAAUCAUCAUCAUCAUUAUCUCUUUCUCCUUGUAAUAGCAAAGAUGGUAAAUUUUCUUCUGCUUCGAUUAGAUCGAAAUAUAGUAAUAUAUCAGAACAAAUUGCGCUUGAUCUACCAGCUUUUGAGCUGGUACCUCAUCGUCCGGCACCUAAACCUCCAUCAGUUCUUAGGAAAAUGGAAAAUUUUAGUAGCCGUACUCUUGAAUCGAUUCAUUCUCGAUCAGCACCUGAUGUAUGGAAAUCGACGCAGGGGCCAUUUACUCCACCUACUCAACAAUUGAAUACGUGGACACGAUCUCCUCCAUAUUCUCAUGGGUUCACACGUACAUGCACAAUAACGUCGGAAACGAUGGCGAGUUCUACUCCGACGAAGAGUUAUGGUAACUCGAACCAUAUUUUAAGUCCACCUACAACAGGUGGAAGUGGAAAAUCUUCUAAAAGUGUUUUUGGUCACUUUAUGAGUAAUAUAACAGAGAUUUUAGGAUCACAAAAGAAGACCGAAAUUUCCUCUCCUUACGAUCUGGUUCAUCUUACACAUGUCGAUUUUAAUGCAAAGACUGGCAAAUAUAAUGGUUUACCAAAAGAAUGGCAAAAGCUUCUUUCUGAAUGUGGUAUUUCGGAAAAAGAACAAGAAGAGAAUUUUCAUGCGAUUAUGGAUAUUGUCUCUUUUUACGCAGAUGGAAUGGCCUCACCUGUUCUUAGUGUUGCAGAUGAUGAUGAUGAUUUAGUAGACAGCAUUAAUGGCUUAGAUCCGUUUAAGACAGAAUCUCCAAAAAAACCUUCUUUAUCAUCAUCAAUGACGGUUUUUCCCAAAAAGCGUGGGGUUCUUCGAGAUGUUCCUUCAUUACCUGCAGAUGCGAAACAACGAAUAUUAGAAGCAAAAAAGAAAGUUGAUAUUCCCCUGCAUCCAUCUUCUUCAAAGCUUUUCCUUUCGUCUAAAAAAGUUUGGGGCGCACCUAUAACAACCUUGAAAAAACCAAAACCAAAUCCAAACCUUAAUACUAAAAAACGUGAGGUUUUUCCGAAAAAUACCUCUCAUCCUUUAAAACCAUAUAUUUCUUCUCCAACAUAUGACUCUGGUUCUCUUUUAAAUAAUAAUUCAGAUAAAUCAAUUCAAGAUCUACAGAACGAUGUAUCAAAACAAUCUGAGUUAAGGAAAUCCUCAAAUUCAGGCUCUCAGACUUUAUUAAGAUUGAGGCUUAUAUGUAAUAUUGAAGAUCCCACCAGAUUGUAUCGGAAUUUAGUGAAAAUUGGUCAAGGUGCAUCUGGUGGUGUUUAUACCGCUUAUCAAGUCGGGACAAACAUGAUGGUUGCUAUUAAACAAAUAAAUCUUGGAAAUCAAUUAAAAAGGGAUUUGAUAGUCAAUGAAAUCCUUGUUAUGAAACAAAAUAAACAUGAAAAUAUAGUUAAUUAUAUUGAUAGUUUUUUAUUUAAAGAAGAUUUAUGGGUUAUUAUGGAAUAUAUGGAAGGUGGCAGUUUAACUGAUGUUUUGAUGUCUAAUAUUAUGACUGAAAGUCAGAUCGCAACAGUCGUUAAAGAAGUACUUAAGGGUUUAAUAUAUUUACAUUCUAAGGGCAUUAUUCAUAGAGAUAUUAAGUCUGAUAAUGUUUUAUUAUCUUUAGAUGGUCUUAUUAAAUUAACUGAUUUUGGGUUUUGCGCUAGAGUUAAUGAGGCUAUGAAUAAACGUACUACAAUGGUUGGUACACCUUAUUGGAUGGCUCCUGAAGUUAUCACCAGAAAAGAAUAUGGUCCUAAUGUUGAUGUCUGGAGUCUUGGUAUCAUGUGUAUCGAAAUGAUCGAAGGCGAACCACCUUAUCUCGAUGAAAAUCCUUUACGUGCUCUUUAUUUAAUCGCUACAAAUGGAACUCCUAAAAUUACUCAACUUCAAAAUCUUAGUCAACCAUUUAGGGAUUUUCUUCAUUUAACCCUUCAGGUUAACCCCGAACAUCGUCCUCCUUCUUCAACUUUACUUUCUCAUCUCUUUUUUAACAAAGUCUUGCCACUCAAUUGUUUAAUACCGUAA
This is a messenger RNA of Pneumocystis carinii B80, 2052 nucleotides long. RefSeq lists its product as hypothetical. Lineage: Eukaryota; Fungi; Ascomycota; Pneumocystomycetes; Pneumocystales; Pneumocystaceae. The transcript has 6 exons. Gene Ontology annotation, cellular component: cytoplasm. The record is from RefSeq and is a predicted model, not a curated record. Gene Ontology annotation, molecular function: protein serine/threonine kinase activity; ATP binding. Gene Ontology annotation, biological process: intracellular signal transduction; regulation of MAPK cascade; protein phosphorylation. Bases 1 to 2052 code for a protein of 683 amino acids.